AUGGCGGUGUCAGCUCUUACCGGCUUCUCGCUGGUCAGCCUCCUCAGCUUCGGCUACCUUUCGUGGGACUGGGUCAAGCCGGGCCACCAGGCUGAUGGGCCUCGGGCCUCUGGGGACAAACCUCCCCCGUCUCCCUCGCAGUCCGGGUCUUCAUCUCCGCCUCAUAUCAUCUUCAUCCUCACUGAUGACCAGGGCUACCACGAUGUGGGCUACCACGGUUCAGACAUCCAGACCCCGACCUUGGACCGACUGGCCGCCGAGGGUGUAAAGCUAGAGAACUAUUACAUUCAACCCAUCUGUACCCCUUCUCGAAGUCAGCUCCUCACUGGCAGGUACCAGAUCCACACAGGACUGCAGCACUCCAUCAUCCGCCCUCGUCAGCCCAGCUGCCUGCCCCUCGACCAGGUGACGCUGCCACAAAAACUGCAGGAGGUGGGUUACUCCACUCACAUGGUGGGCAAGUGGCAUUUAGGCUUCUAUAAGAAGGCAUGUCUGCCCACACGCCGUGGCUUUGAUACCUUCUUGGGCUCGCUGACGGGCAACGUGGACUACUACACAUAUGACAACUGCGACGGGCCCGGUGUGUGUGGCUAUGACCUUCAUGAGGGGGAGAGCGUGGCGUGGGAGCAGAGUGGCCAGUACUCCACCCUGCUGUAUGCCCAGCGUGCCAGCCAAAUCCUGGCUAACCACAGUCCCCGCCAGCCCCUGUUCCUCUACGUAGCCUUCCAGGCUGUGCACACGCCGUUGCAGUCCCCCCGGGAGUACCUGUACCGCUACCGGACCAUGGGCAAUGUGGCUCGGCGCAAAUACGCCGCCAUGGUGACCUGCAUGGAUGAGGCCGUGCGCAAUAUCACGUGGGCCCUGAAACGUUAUGGCUACUACGACAAUAGCGUCAUUAUCUUCUCUACUGAUAAUGGUGGCCAGACCUUCUCCGGAGGGAGCAACUGGCCCCUGCGGGGCCGCAAGGGCACCUAUUGGGAGGGCGGUGUGCGCGGCAUCGGCUUCGUUCACAGCCCCCUGCUCAAGAGGAAGAGGAGGACGAGCCGGGCGCUGGUGCAUAUCACAGACUGGUACCCUACGCUGGUGACGCUGGCUGGGGGCAGCGUGUCAGAGGCGGAGGGGCUGGAUGGCUACGACGUAUGGCCGGCCAUUAGCGAGGGUCAGGUUUCCCCUCGCGUGGAGAUCCUCCACAACAUUGACCCUCUCUACAACCACGCCAAGCACGGCUCCCUCGAAGGUGGUUUCGGCAUUUGGAAUACGGCCGUCCAGGCUUCAAUUCGAGUUGGUGAAUGGAAACUGCUGACGGGGGACCCUGGCUACAGCGACUGGAUCCCCCCACAGACUCUGGCCAACUUCCCGGGCAGCUGGUGGAACCUGGAGCGGUUGGCGGAUGGCACCCGCCAGUCCGUGUGGCUCUUCAACAUCAGCGCUGACCCUUACGAACGAGAGGAUCUGGCGGCCCAAAGACCGGAUGUGGUCCGUUCCUUGUUGGCCCGGCUGGUGUAUUACAACCGGACAGCCAUCCCUGUGCGCUACCCCGCUGAGAACCCUCGAGCCCACCCUGAUUUCAAUGGGGGUGCCUGGGGCCCGUGGGUUAGUGAAGAGGAGGAGGAAGAGGAAGAAGAAGAGGAAGAGGAAGAGGCCAGGGAAGGGAGGGGCCGGGCUUCUCGCCGGGGUAGAAAGAAGUGCAAAAUCUGUAAGCUUCGUUCUUUCUUCCGUAAGCUCAACACCAGGCUGAUGUCCAACCGCAUCUGACUCGGAGCAGGCUCGGGGUGCGCUCUCUAGUUCCAGCUCUUCUACCAGGGCUUCUUUUGGCUGGUGUCCCUUCACGACCGGGAAAUCCUUAGACAAGAGACUGUUGGUUAUCUGACCACCUGCGUUCUCUUAGAGAAAAAUGGAAGCUUGCUCAGCUGGUUGGGGCAGGGGAGGGUGUGCUAUGCCCUGAAAGGGAACUGGACACAUUCCGCGAAGGGGAAUAUCCCUUAGGCUCAGGGCUGGGAUGACACAACCUGAUGGGUGGUGAUACUUCCCGAUUUGUUCCAUUUCCUAACAAUCCUCUUGGAACUCAGCAGCAGAGAUUGAGGGCUGGGGGUGUGGGUUCAGGACCUGCCUCGGAGCCACUUAUAUCCCACCUUGUACCACCCUAGGCUGCACUUGGAGGGAGAAUUGGGGGGUUUCCUCUGUGCCCACCUCCCUGGCCCCACCCAAAUGAAGGUUCCCCCCCCCCCCCCCCCGCCCGCUCUUGCAGAUGAGAGCAAGGCUGGUGCCGACAGAGGGCGUGGAAGAGUAGGGAGAAUAUGGGGAAAGCGACCAUGCCUACAUAGGUGAAUGACCACUGGGCUUGCUUGCUGCAGGAGGUCUUGUGUAUGGGGAGGGAAGUUGUAUUUGGUGGCCUCUAUCAUCUCUUAAGAAUCUAUGAGUCUAAGAUUUGGGAGCUCCCUUCAUCCAGCCAGCCGCGGGCAAAUGGAGUGCUGGUGGCAGCAAUGGCCUCGAGGGACUCUUAGUGACUGGCAGGGGCAAACCUGCAGGUCAAUUAGCAUUUAUUAAGCACCUACUGUGUACCAGGCAGUGGACUAAGUGAAUGAUU
Messenger RNA from Gracilinanus agilis (Agile Gracile Mouse Opossum), 2587 nucleotides. RefSeq names its product arylsulfatase family member I (gene ARSI). NCBI's taxonomy places the organism in Eukaryota, Metazoa, Chordata, Mammalia, Didelphimorphia, Didelphidae. The record is from RefSeq and is a predicted model, not a curated record. The transcript has 2 exons. Bases 1 to 1755 code for a protein of 584 amino acids.